This is a messenger RNA of Symbiodinium sp. CCMP2456, 855 nucleotides long. The record is from the annotation of a GenBank genome assembly. Lineage: Eukaryota; Dinophyceae; Suessiales; Symbiodiniaceae.
AUGACUUUGUCGCAGCUGGGGUUGAAGUUCAUCUUGUCGCGAACGAAGACUUCGGGACCAGGCAAACGUGUGGGGCAGCUGCAAGCCUUCGUCCUUCGGUCGGUGAGCCUGUCGGGGUAUGAUUGGAUUGCAGCGGGAUACAAUCUUCUGCAGACAGACGAGUUCAAGAUUCCGAGAGAUUUCUUGUGUCUUCGCUUCACGCUUGGAUGGGAGGUCAAGUCCCGAGAGUACAUGGAUGGCGAAGGGGUGGCAUGCCACAUCCGACGGGCGCUUGCCGAGCUGAAGGCACCUCGGUUGGUGGAAGGCUCCUGGGGGCUCUCCAAGACGGUGCAUUUGGUGCCAGAUGCGCUCCUGGGCUUCUGGAGCGGACAUUCUGCACGGCACUUCCUGCCGUCACUGGCAGCCGCAACAGGCGUCGAUUCGGAUAAGAGGGAUUUUCUUGGCAGAUGGGCCGUUGCAAGGUCGGCCGGGCAGGCAUAUGUCUUGACAGCGCGUCAAAUUAUUCAUGCCAUCCAGGCUCACGUGUGCGCUGCAUUGCUUGAAGGAAAUCCUUCGCCAGGAUAUGUCGAGGAAGAGUUGUUUCUCCAGAUCCAGAUUUGGGCCCGGGCCCAUGGUUACGCUGGAGUUUCCGUUGCCACUUUGCAUAAAUCUUUGGUUUGGGACAGCGAGGGGUUUUGGAGUCUGCAGGGUAAGUACCCGGCGAUCACCGUUGAUCCCGUGCAUUUGGCCCGGGCGACGGCCCCGGGAAAUGCGUUGUUGCAGCCGAGCGAAGAGGAGCCACAGGAGCGGUGUGUGGAGACCAUUCCCUUGUUUGCAGUGACAGAGGAUUCUGCAGAUGCGAUUUGCGUUCAUUGA